AUUCCUAUUUUGGCUUCCUAUCCUCCAGUUAGUAGAUGGGAAGGUGGGAGGAUGCAACUCCCAUCCUCUGGAGCUUGACCCGUUCAAAACAAGCAGCUGAGAGGUGCCUGACUGCACACGUAUACAUGCAAACAGUGAGGGAUGAUGGCUGUGUUUGCACUCUGCAGCUUAUUGCUCAGCUGGAGCAGGCUCUGUGUGGCCCUGCAGGUCCCAGACAGGCAGACCCACGGCCCCAUAGUGACAGGUCAGACUCUGUGUGACUCCUUCAUGCUCUUUUAUGCAGUAAAUUUACAUUUUUAUGUUGUUGUGGAGCUUUGUAAUCACUCUUCCACAAUCCAUCCCAACACGCCAUGCUUUGUGGACAACGUAUUUGCAGUGUUGCGAGAUGUUGGAAAUGGUGGAGAACUCACAAACAGCAGUUCAACUCUGUUUGGACUCUGCAUCACAGCUAAUAACUCAAUGGGCUCAGUGUUAUUAGAGCUUGCAGAAGAGAUAAGAAGGAACCAGAGAGGUGGACCAGAAGUUUUGUUCUCAACUGCAGCAAUGCUUGUGUCAGAGGGAGGUGAGCAAGGAGGGAUGGUGUUAACCUUUGACCUCCCGCAGUUAGCUUUGCUCAAAUUGAACCCCGUGCUGCUUCUGUCACUUGAAAGUCCCCUCAAAGGAGAAAACCUUGUUUUGACUUUCAGUGGUGAAUCCUUGGAGCCGAUCUCUCAGACUGCGUGCAUUUCAGGAGAAACCCAGUACGUCCUACUAACAGGAAAACCGCCAGAGGGCAAAGCUCAACAGAAAUUGAGGAUUUCUGUCGAGGCAACAACCCAUGAACAAAACCUAAAAGAUUCCCUUAGUGGUGGAAGAUUAGAAGGCAACAUCAGCAUGACUCUACUUCUGCUGUUCUCUGGAGAAACAGGAACUGAUACAAGACACGCGCAUGUUUCAGGUCCUUCCCCAGUCAGUUUGCAGACCUCAUUCCUCUGUGAGCUGAAGAGGUUCCUGGGAGUCAUCCUGCCUCAAGAAUCCUCCCAAUCACCCCUAGUCCAGCUGGACUCGUUGCGGUCUCUGCCUCCCCUUAUGCUCGGCUUGUCCUCCAGCGAGACUCUGCUGGCGGGGAUGAUCAACUCCUCAGCUCCCACCGUCUUCUCCUUCAACAGCUGGGGCUCCACGUUUCCAGUACAUCAGGAGCAGCUGGCCCUGUCUCCUCCACUGCUGGAGGAGCUCAGGCAGAGGUUGGAGGAGAUAGUGCCAGAGAUCAUGGAAAUGAUAAAGGAGGAAAAAUUGACUGACAAAGCUACAGAAAGGCUGAGGAGGCUCCAACGACUCAGUGUUUGGAAGGAGACGGAGUUGGCAGCAGGGGAGCAGCAGUAUUGUGCAUUUCUCCUGCUCAAAGCUCUGCAGACGGUGGCCCAUGCCUAUGACUUACAGAGGAGACUACGGGCGACCAGAGCGCAACCCAGCAACCCUGUGAUGGGCAACGUGUGUGGGCUGAGGAGCCUCACUGUGUCCUUUGAAAGAGUUCUGGUGGGUCCGAACACAGCAAACAUUAACAACUGCCACGGCUCCUGCGCUUUCCCUCUGACCAACGCGAACAACCACGCCGUCCAGCUGAACUAUCACAUUGAGAGCGGCCACACGGACGAGCGGGCGCCCUGCUGCGUGCCCGUGGCUUAUGAGGGCCUGGAGGUGAUGGAGCUGGACCAGCACGGGACCUACAUCUCCACAAAGCCAGAUGUGAUAGCAAAGGAGUGUGGGUGUCGCUAGCAACUCGUGCGAUUUACACUCACUGACAGCAGUGUUUUUAGCGUAUAGUAAAUGUGUCACUCAAUACUGUUUUAAUUAACCUUGUCUGAACACAUAAGCAGCACACUGCGAGAGAAAGUUUAUGAAUUCACAGAGGCCAAAGAAAAACUGCAUGUUUGCUCUGUCUUAUGUUACAGUGUUUCUCCCAUCACAGGAAUAUGUUUGAGGAGGCCAACGCUAUAAAUUCUAUAUUAAUAUAAUCAC
This is a messenger RNA of Salarias fasciatus (jewelled blenny), 1998 nucleotides long. It is a transcript of the gene amh, whose product is annotated as anti-Mullerian hormone. The record is from RefSeq and is a predicted model, not a curated record. Gene Ontology annotation, molecular function: growth factor activity. Lineage: Eukaryota; Metazoa; Chordata; Actinopteri; Blenniiformes; Blenniidae. The coding region runs from base 142 to 1755 and encodes 537 amino acids. Gene Ontology annotation, biological process: gonad development. The transcript has 7 exons.